Lasiodiplodia theobromae is the source of this 552-nucleotide messenger RNA. RefSeq lists its product as uncharacterized. NCBI's taxonomy places the organism in Eukaryota, Fungi, Ascomycota, Dothideomycetes, Botryosphaeriales, Botryosphaeriaceae. The transcript has a single exon. The record is from RefSeq and is a predicted model, not a curated record. Bases 1 to 552 code for a protein of 183 amino acids.
AUGUCCCUUUCUCCAGAUUGGCAGCGAGGCAGUAGCCGCCAUGACAAAGAAAUCGAAAGAGGCAAGAGCUCUCGCGGCGAGAGUGAGGAGUCUGAGAGCGACUUUGUCUGUCCUGAUACCUCCUCUUCAUUCGCCGCCUCCUCUUCCACCGCCGUCUCCUCUGCUUCUAUCACCGACUCUUCGUUCGCCGCUUCCUCUUCUGCCGUAGAGCCCUCCUCAGUCGCUGCCAACCAAGACGAUGAGCUUCCUGAUGACGACGAGAUCCCUAAUGAUGACGAGAUCGCUGCUCGCGUGGCACGCCUACCACCAAACAGAGAAAACAACGUAUUCUUCGGCUUCAUAAUCGAGGACGAGGGGAAUCUUCCGGACCAAGUGGUUUCGGACGAAUCCAUCCAGCUUUUUCGCGACACCACACUGCCGACCUUCCCACAGCGUGACUACCAGGGCCUCAACACAGCCUUCGCUCUCAAGCAGGGCAUCGGACGGGCAAGAAACCGGGCAAGCUCCCGAGGCAUGAAAGCUCCGAGGAGCACAAGGUGUUCGCCCGGAUAG